Messenger RNA from Melanaphis sacchari, 1965 nucleotides. It is a transcript of the gene NtR, whose product is annotated as neuronal acetylcholine receptor subunit beta-4. Gene Ontology annotation, molecular function: transmembrane signaling receptor activity; neurotransmitter receptor activity; extracellular ligand-gated monoatomic ion channel activity. NCBI's taxonomy places the organism in Eukaryota, Metazoa, Arthropoda, Insecta, Hemiptera, Aphididae. The record is from RefSeq and is a predicted model, not a curated record. The transcript has 10 exons. Gene Ontology annotation, biological process: nervous system process; chemical synaptic transmission; regulation of membrane potential. Gene Ontology annotation, cellular component: membrane; neuron projection; synapse. Bases 142 to 1959 code for a protein of 605 amino acids.
GACAGGCUACACACUGUAUUAGUUAUGUGUUUAGUAUUCAAAUAACAUGUUACGCACAUAUCACACGUAACGUAAAUAUUAUAUACCGAGCGAAAUCCAUAACAGAUUUAAAACGAAAUUUUUCGGAACGUCUUAUGAGUUAUGUUUCAAAUUUUGAGUUUUUUACUCGUUCUGUCGGUAUCCAGUCAUGGUUUGCAGCAGAACAUUAACAGUGAAAAAUGUACAACCGUUCUUACGGUAGGCUACGGGUAUCAAAAUUGGUACGAGUACAACGACACUGAGAUUCCAACGGCAAAUUCUUCCGCUACAGGCACCGCGAUGCUUAAGUUUUACGUGCAAGGAGCAAGUGAUGCACACGUCAUGUUAGCCAGGGAACCAUCGUCAUUCGGAUAUGAAAUCGUUAUUGGAGGAGGAUCGAACACCUUUUGCGAUAUACGAAAAUUCAACGGCAAACUGACGUCGGUGGUCACAGUUGCCACGGGAAAAAUUCUUGAUAGAUACAAACCCGUCGGUUUUUGGGUACGCGUAACUAGACAGUCCGGACUAAUCGAAGUUGGCAGAUACGGUGAAAGUUUGCCGUUUAUUUUUUGGACAGACCCGGAGCCGAUACCGGUCAAGUAUUAUAGCUUCAGCUCUUGGGGCGUAGUAGUUUGCAAAUGGAUGUUUAAGUGUAAACCUGACCCGUUUGCAGUGAUAUCAAAAACAAUUAUGAAUAUGACAGAGAGGGUUGAUUAUACUAGAAAAUUCUUAACAUACACGGAACAACUCAAAAGAGAUGUACUGAAAAAACGUGGAUCAUUUGUAAGUGAUCCGACGACGAAUCCGCAGCAAGUCUUAAACGUAGCGAUAAUAAAUAACUUUAAGUUCAUACAUUUGGACGUCAUGACUUCGACGCUCACACUUCAAGGUAUCGCCACUUUUGAAUGGACGGACAACAGUAUCAAUUGGAACCCUCAAAAUUAUAAAAAUAUUUCCAGAUUGCAUUUAUCGAACUACGAAUUAUGGCAACCCGAACUCGUAUUACACAACGCCAUGGAUCCGGCUGCGAGUAUGUAUUCUGAAUCGAAAAUAUCUGUGGACAAUAAUGGCCUAGUCAUAUGGAGACCUAAAUUUGACAUAAAAACCAAAUGUGACAUUGAUUUGACAUUGUGGCCAUGGGAUAAACAUAAGUGUACUUUAUUGUUAAGCACAUGGUCGCAUAAAGUAUCUAAUGUCUUUUAUGAAAUUAAAGAUAAUCAAAAGUCUGAAUGUUCACAAGUAUCUCAUUCGGAUUGGAAACUUAAUAGGAUGACAAGCUCAUAUGUAGAAGACAAAACCCCAUGGGAUGAUAUUGUGGCAUCCAUGAACAGCAUCAGCAAUUCCGAAGAUGAUUCCACGCAAAACGCAUUGAAACUUGAGUUGGAAAUAUCGAGAAACACGAAGAUUCUCGAGAAAUUGUUUUAUGCUCCAUUAAUACUGAUCAGUUGUGUAUGGUUGUCAUCUUUCGGUGUAAUGCCGAAUUUCUCAUCGAAAAUUACAAUAAUUUGCAUUUCAAUAAUAUUUUCAACAUUGAUUACUGUAUAUAUGACGAAAUAUGUACCGGUUUUUGUUAAAUUUCCACCAGACUUGAUGCUUGGAUACUUGAAACUGAUUCUCCUGAUAUCUAUGGACGCAUUAAUAUCAUCGUUGCUCAUAACGGUGCACAAUCGUAAAUCGACCAGCGGUCAUCCUCCGUUUGCGUUAACUAGAUUCCUGACCACGCCUAUCGUGACGAAACUCUUGGUAUUACCAAAAUUGGAUUCCAUACGGAGCCUCGUUUAUAACCAGUUAGACCACAGACUCACCAAAGUACACGAAACAACGACCACGUUAUGGGAUAUCGUCAUAGUCGCUUUCGAGCGAAUCAUAUUCAUAAUGUUUUUAGCGACCACAAUGACCAUAUUGUUAUCCAUAAAAUUUUCCAUUUUUGCUUUAUUUUGAUUGACC